UGCUUCUUCUUCUUCAGUGCAUCAUUUGCUUUUGAUUUUUGGUUCUUGCUUCCUGGGUUGUUCAUUUGUUGAAGUUUAGAGAUUUAUUUUGUUGAAAUUUGUUGAUUGUCUGUUAUUUGUUUGGAUUCAUUUGUUGAUGGUUUUUGGUUCACUCUUCCCUUUCCCCUCUGAUUGUGAUUGCACAACAAAAAUUAAUAGGGAAAAAUAAAAUUUAAAACUUUAGCUACCCAGGAAUUAAAGCUCUGAGAGAUGACAGAUGCCCAGUGCAUUGUUCAUAUGAAGUAUAUAUUGGAUAUUUGGACCAGCCCAUCAGUAUGUUACCAGAUAAUUUCAAGAAAUUAUGAACAUAUGAAACUUUAUAAUAAUUUCACAAAAUAUCAAGUCCAUCUAUACAUAUAUGCUUCAUGUGAACAGGCAAAAUCUCUAAAUUUUAUGGUAAUGUACAGAUUUGUUCAUAUGUUUGGUGGAAUGCUUCCAGUGAAAUGGUUCUCUCUCCAGUCCAAAAUCUCCAAACUCCUGAAAUUGCCCAAAUCUACCAAGAAAAACAUGCUAAUAAAAUUUUGGAAAUGUACUUGUGAAUAGGAAUAGAAAUUUGAUAGAAUAAUUUUUUUAACAAGGAAUGGGCAGAGUUCCAUUCAGGGUCAUUGAAUUGCAGACUAAGUACUUCAAGUUGCUAAGUUCAGCAAGAUUUAAACCAAAUUAGGUUAAUUCAAAUCUUAUUAAACUCAAUUUUCUUAGCAACUAAGCAUAAAAAAAAAAAAAAGAGGAAAUUAAAUUUGCAAAUGCACGUACCUAGCUCAGAUGGUUGACCUGCCAUAGAAUUACUGUGAGGGCCGAGAAUUUACCCAAAACCUUUAAAACUUGUUUAUCCAGCAAGUUGCUGUAUAGAUGCUCUAGCUUGUUCAGUUUGGAAAAGCUUUUGGAAUCUGAAUAUCUUGGAGCAGUCAUCUUCAGGGUCUAAGAAUUAUAUUCAAUCAUAGAAAUGUAGAUGAAAAUUGGGUUAAGUCUCUUAUACUUAACUAUUGAAGGUAUUAUUCCUCUGCACAUGGUGUUUUUGAAUUUUCUUCAUGAUUAUACGUUAGACAUACAACAAAUUAAAUAAGAAACAAAUAUACCUUUUUUGACUCGGAACUCAACAAUUGCAUUAUAGGACAAAUUAUAGCUUAUAAGCUCGUUAUUAAAGGGCUAAAACAGAGAAAUUGUUAAGCUACCAAAUGCUCGUAUCUUCAUAAUAACCAUCAGAAGAUAUUUGUCUUGUAUUAUUUAGCAAUCACUGCUUCUAUCAUGAAUCCAUGAAGGCAGAAGCACGAAUGUAUAGCAUCAGAUCGUGGAAUGGCAAGAAUAAGAGGUUGUCAGUCUCAAACAGAGUAGUGGAGUGGCGGAGAUAUACUUGGAGUGAUUAUGAGCCUCUAGGAAAAUUCAAGAAAUUCUCAUGGAAUAGGAGGAGGAAAACCGGCAAUGACGGAGCAACUAUCUCACGCUAUUAUAAGGACUCCACAUCUCGGUAUCGUCAUCAUCAACAAACGGAGCACUUCAUUGAGCUUAAGGAAAAUGCAACACAGCAACAAGAGGAGGGGUGUAGUGAGGCUACGCAGCCAGAUGAUGUGCAGCUGGAGGCAAUCAGUGGGAAGAAAGAAAGAAUAGUACACGGAGUGGGUUCUCAGACAUCUGCUUUUAAAUCGUCAUCAUCUGCUACUUCUUAUUCUUUAACGUCAAAACCGACAUUUAAGCAUGAUGAGUAUGAGCAGAGAAAGCAACAACUAGAAGAGAAGAUAGAGGAGCUCACUCAAAGUUAUGAGCAGAGUGCCAAAGAGAUUCUGGAGAUGAGGGAUUUGCUGCGUCGCGUUAUCGCUCAGAGUCCGUCAUCCCAAACUGCUGCUCCAACAGGUAAUAUUGGUUCUUCUACUUAGCCUUCAGAGAAUCUCCAUGGAGAUGACAAGAAUAACAAUGAAAUUAAAGAUUUGAAAUUUCCUAGAUAUUUUUUAUGGCUGUCUAAUAUUUAUUUUGUUUGAUUUGGCUA
Manihot esculenta (cassava) is the source of this 2020-nucleotide messenger RNA. RefSeq lists its product as uncharacterized. The record is from RefSeq and is a predicted model, not a curated record. The transcript is spliced from 2 exons. NCBI's taxonomy places the organism in Eukaryota, Viridiplantae, Streptophyta, Magnoliopsida, Malpighiales, Euphorbiaceae. Bases 1293 to 1910 code for a protein of 205 amino acids.